AACAGUUUUAUUUACGACAGCGGAAGUACAUAUUCCACGUGACUAAAUCCAGGAAGUGGAUUUGCAGUCAACAAUAAAAACGAUGGCUACUCCAGACUGGCACCUGUCCUUGAAGCUGGUGGACCAGCCAAAAUCCAUCUUCCACUUUCCAGAGAUGAUGGCAGGAGACGUUCCACCCGGAGGAUACAGGGUUGCGACGUUAAAACAACUUGUGGCAGCUCAACUCCCGGACUCCAUCCCUGACCCUGAACUAAUAGAGUUGAUCCACUGUGGGCGGAAACUUAAAGAUGAUCUGACACUGGAUUCCUGUGGGAUUCAACCAGGAUCCACUCUUCACAUCCUCAAAAAGACCUGGCCAGAGCCAGAGAGCAACCCAGAGCCUGUGAAUAGAGCAGCUGCAGCGAGGGAGUUCAGGGUGUUUCAUGCUGCUCUUCACUCUCUUAACUCCUCCUACAGAGACUCGGUAUAUAAAAUGUUAACAAAUAAAGAGUCCUUGGAUCAGAUCAUCGUGGCCACCCCAGGGCUUAGGUCAGACCCAGUGGCCUUAGGUGUGCUCCAAGACAAAGAUCUCUUUGUGCAGUUCACGGACCCGAGCAUGCUGGAUGUAUUAAUCAGCUCACACCCAGCGCUUGUCAAUGCCAUCAUCCUGGUCCUGCACUCUGUGGCGGGCAGUAUGCCCAGUCAGUCCAGUGCCAGCUCCUCUCGAAAUGUCUCUGCCAGCUCCUACAGUGACAUGCCAGGAGGCUUCAUGUUUGAGGGCAUGUCUGACGAUGAGGAGGAGUUCCAGUCGGGAAGCCCAGCAGGACCCUCCAACAGAGUCGGAGCCUCAGCAGGAAUGCGACCAGUGUCUCUGAGCCACAGUGGAGCGACGGGCCCUCGACCAAUCACACAGAGCGAGCUGGCAACAGCGCUGGCCCUCGCUAGCACUCCCGACAGCAGCGCAGUCACUCCUACGACAACAAGCCAGACUGAUCCCUCCAGUGGCGUUGGUCCAAUGCCAGCAGGGACCCCAGUCAGCAACGACCUCUUCAGCCAGGCUCUGCAACAAGCCCUGCAAGCCACUAACAUGUCCGCUCUGCAGGGCCGCUGGCAGUCCCAGAUGCAGCAGCUGAGGGACAUGGGGAUCCAGGACGAGGAGCUGAUGCUGAGGGCACUGCAGGCUACAGAUGGUGACAUCCAGGCUGCCCUCGAGCUCAUAUUCGCUGGAGGCCCAGGACUCUAAAGGCCUUACUCGAUGGACAUAAAGCUUCUGUGGAGAGAGAGUUCAUAACGAUGCUGCUCAGAGAGGAUAAAUAAUAACAUACACUUUGUAAAUGUUAAAGUACACAUAUGUUACCGUUUCAGCUGAGCCCUAAAGUCAUGACAGAUUUUUCAUACUGAUGUGACCAGACUUGUAAUAAAUUUAAUAUUGCUUACCUCAUAAA
This is a messenger RNA of Solea senegalensis (Senegalese sole), 1424 nucleotides long. Its product is annotated as ubiquitin-like protein 7. Gene Ontology annotation, molecular function: polyubiquitin modification-dependent protein binding. The transcript has 11 exons. Gene Ontology annotation, cellular component: cytosol. Gene Ontology annotation, biological process: ubiquitin-dependent protein catabolic process. The coding region runs from base 83 to 1222 and encodes 379 amino acids. NCBI's taxonomy places the organism in Eukaryota, Metazoa, Chordata, Actinopteri, Pleuronectiformes, Soleidae. The record is from RefSeq and is a predicted model, not a curated record.